UCCUUCACUUUUUCAAACUUAAACACUCAGCCCUGAAAGGCUAUGCUGUUCUUAAAGUCCUGCAAAAACUGAAAAGUACUGAAAAUACUGAGGUACUGAAAAUUAUGAUGAAAUGUUAUUCUUCUGACGAGCAGUGUGAGUCUUGAAUAGCAGCUUGACAGUGUCACAGCUCUCACAUGUGUUUACAACAGGUGUGCUUUUAUCAGGUUUUCUCAAAACUGUUCCAGGCAGUCAAACCUGAAGACCAGAGCUAUCAGUUUGAGGAUUAAAUAUUUCCCACAUUGAGUCUCAGCCACGUUUUGAGUGUGUAACUUAUCAUACAUUAGACUAUUUGACAUUUUGGGCUUUCUUCACCUUUCCUAUAAUUUGGUGCCUUGUGGGUGGUGUCAAACACUCUGGGUGCCCACGUACUUUAAAACCAUUUGUAGCCUGAGGAAAAGGGGAGAGGCAAUGCACAGGCAGUCAGUGCAACCAGUGCAAAUCCUCUCCCCCUUGCCAGAUUACGUAACAGACAGUAGUAAAACACGGGACCUUUACUUUUUGUCCAGGUUUUGUCCUUUUACAUGUGGGUGGACUUAAAAGUACUGGGCUGACAACCUAAAUUCGCCAAAUUGAGUUCAGGCUGAAGUUUUAAAAAACUGUGGACUGUCAGGGAAUCCUAAAGAAGAAAUCAGUGUCUAAACCAUCCCAGGAAGAAAGGGAAAAAGGUGUGCUGGACCGGCUGCCUCUGCCGCUGCUUCUCCCCCAAGUUUAAAGCCACAAGACCCGACCACAGCCAUGUCCUCUGGUCGGUACUUGCUGCACCACGGGCUGCUCCUGCCCACCGUGGCUCACACCAAGGAGAGCCUCAAAUACGCCCAGGAUUUCCAUGUGGAGGACACCGACGUGUUUGUGGUCACUUAUCCCAAAUCAGGUACAACUUGGAUGCAGGAGAUCAUCCCAUUGGUGCUGAAUGGGGGGGAUUUAACACCAGUCCAAACCAUUCCGAACUGGGACAGGGUUCCCUGGCUGGAAGAGACCAGAACAGCCCUGGUUGUGGACCACUUGACGUCUCCACGGGCGCUGGCCACACACCUUCCCUAUCAGUUAAUGCCUGCCUCCUUCUUCAGUUCCAAAGCCAAGGUGAUCUAUGUAACACGGAACCCCAAGGAUGUCAUGGUGUCAUCCUACCACUUCCACAAGAUGGCCAGUUUCCUUGACGACCCCGGAACCUUUGAGGAAUUCAUGGACAAGUUCCUGAAGGGAAAAGUGCUGUUUGGAAAAUGGACAGACCAUGUGAAGAGUUGGCGACAUGCAGAUCUGGGAGACAGAAUAUUGCACAUCACAUAUGAGGAAAUGAACCAGGACCUGCAUGGAGCCCUAAGACGUUUUUCAGAUUUCCUGGGCUGUAAUCUCAGUGAGGAAGCCAUUGACGGGAUAGCACAUCAAUGCUGUUUCAACAACAUGAGGAAAAACAGCAUGUCCAAUUAUUCCCUUGUCCCUCAGAAUAUCAUGGACUCCAGCAAGUCUCCAUUCCUGCGGAAAGGGAUUUCCGGGGACUGGAAAAACCAUUUCAGCCCAGAGCAAGAGGCCCAGUUCUCGUCCGUCAUUGCAGCAGAGAUGGAGGGUGAGAGCCUCUCGUUCCCGUGGGACCUGGAGUGACCAAGGAGGAUGGAGGAUGAGGACAGAGAGGAGGAGAGCAUAGCAUCCCAGCUCCUGGGACCAGGAAAACAAAAAAGAGAUGGAGUGUGUAUAAGCAACUAGAAGAGUGUGUGUGCGAGAGAAGAGAUUGAAGGAGUGGCAGCAAGGAGAAGAAAGGGGAUUGAUUACGUUCACCUUAUAUGUUUAAGAAUGGCAUCUUUACACCAGAUACUCUCUUGACAAGAAAAUAAGCUGGAUAAUAGUGUAUAUCACUGACUAACUAGCACAGUUACUAUGUUGCAUAAUUAUAGUAAACAUCAUAACACAUUUAUUUAAAUUUGUGAUGUAAUAAUGAUGUAAUAAUGAUUAUUAGUCUUGCUGAUUCAAUAGAAGAAAAAAUAUUUAGAUGUAUAUGUAUAUAUUUAUGUUUCUAUAUAUAGGUGUGUGUGUGUGUGUGUGUGUGUGUGUGUGUGUAUAUACAUCUGUGUGUGCACACAUAAAUAUGUACACACACACACACAUAGAUGUGUGUGUGUGUGAGUGUUUAUUUUGUCAUAUGUAUUUUUAUGUUUACCAUAAAAAUAUAGCUGCUGUUACCAUGUAGUUAAGGCGAAUCACUGCAAUAACAAAGCACUUACCACCGUCAUCCACAAGUGGGAAGCACAACAUCAUACUUGUGUUUCUCCAGUCAGUCUGUGACCAGCUUGUUAAUAGUCUCAUUGCCUCACUGUUAAAAACAAUGGAAACAAUGCAUUCUUGAGGUUAUUUUAUUUAAAUCUUCCUGUCUGUACAAACAUAGUACAGUUAUUUUAAUUGCUGGAUCACAAUCGGCACAACAUCUCGAUUUAUAGCUGAUUUGCAUUGCAGAAUUUCAAAAUUCUUAGGCUUUCAUAAUCCGCAAAAGUCAUUGCUACGUUGUCACUGUUAUUACUCUCACCAGAAGAGCCUUACACGCACACACACACACACACACGCACACACACACACACUGACUGAGCCCAGCUUUCUGUGAUCAUUACCAGAACACCAAAGACAUUCUCAAAUAACUACCUGGAAAUUCCAGUCAGUAAUAGCUUGUCAGUAAUAGUCUGCUAAGAUUCGCUGUGUUACGGUAGUGUAGUCUAUAAUGACUUGGUUGUUUUGGAUAUAUGUACUGGCAUGAUUUGGUAGUUUGUUUGUGGAGAUUAGGUCCAUAGCAAUUAUUGAAAUUCUAUUCUGACAAUAAAUGAGGAAGAAAGGAAGAAAAAAACUCUCUUUUGGGUAUAGUCAUCUUUUAAUGCCCAGAGCAUGUCACACACAUACAUGCAAGUGCAUGCCCUGAACUGUUAAGUAAAGACUCUUUUAAAUCA
Molecule: messenger RNA, 2969 nt
Organism: Myripristis murdjan (pinecone soldierfish)
Lineage: Eukaryota; Metazoa; Chordata; Actinopteri; Holocentriformes; Holocentridae
Gene: sult2st3
Product: sulfotransferase family 2, cytosolic sulfotransferase 3
Exons: 6
Coding region: 778-1641 (287 amino acids)
Molecular function (GO): sulfotransferase activity
Source: RefSeq, a predicted model, not a curated record